Molecule: messenger RNA, 513 nt
Organism: Blepharisma stoltei
Lineage: Eukaryota; Ciliophora; Heterotrichea; Heterotrichida; Blepharismidae
Source: the annotation of a GenBank genome assembly
AUGGAAUCCACAUUUAAACCUACACAAGUGACUAUGGAAGAUGUAGAUGAAAGAUUUAAGAGGUAAAUUCUACACAGUUCAAAAAAGCAUAUUAUUUGGCAUUUUAAACUAGACAAUGAAAAGCACACCGCAGAGCUCGAAUGCUCAUAUUUGACUAAUAAAAGAAGGGUCACUUUUGAUGGAACCUUAAUGUUCACAGGCUAUAAGCCAAUUGGCGGGGUAUUCCAAUACAGAUUUUUCCAUAUGAAGCAUGUAGUUACUAUUGACAACCCCGGUGCAGAUGCAGAUUUAUUAGUUGACAGCUUAUCUUUUAAUGAUCUUUAUUGGCAGAAGAUUUUGGAAAUAAUGUAUGGCAAAGACUCCGCCUCAAGGCAGCCACAUAAAGACCAAGUCCCCGAGUACCCUACAGAAACCUUUAAAAAGGCUGGAGAAGAGCCUAACAUUCAGCCUAGAAAAGCCCACGAAAUUGACUUAAUUGGGCAAAAACCAAAAAAUGAAUUUAAAAAUGGCUAA